AUGAUUAAUCCAAGCUGCUUUAAACGAACUUUGAAUGCGGGGCGUGGAUCACCACCCGAUUGGUGUGAUGGUACCAAAGCGAUUUUCCAUUAUCAAGCUCUUGCCCCGAUUGAUCCUAUUAAAAAAGGAAAUGGAAUGCCGGAAGGAAUAGAUGCUUAUCGUGUAGUUGAUGACACAAGGAAAACAUGGCCACAUGGUUAUGGGAAGCCUCUCGUAUUGAUUUUUGGCAAAAAAUUUCAACUUCCAGUAUUUGAAACUUGUUUGAGAAGUAUGCUUGUUGAUGAGGUAUCUCAGUUUGACGUGGAACUUAUCGAGCUGGUACAAUAUCCAUUUAUUUCCAAAAAACUUCGCGAUAUAUCCAAACCCAGCGAUGGCAAUCAUAAUCAUGAUCAUGGUCACAUGUGUGCGGCGAGCAUGACUAACGGUACAGGAUAUAAGGAACUGGACGAGCUGCUAAAGAAUCCCCGUCCACUUCGAUUUAUUAUUCAUCUUUUAAAAGUAUUCGCGCCGGAUGAGUAUGUACCUGACUCGUGGCAGUUGAAUGAAAAGGAUAAAUUGGCAUCGGUUGAGAGUAUUCGAUUAAAAGGAAACCAAUUAUAUAUAAAAAAAGAAUACAAAGCUGCAAUAGAAUUGUAUAAGGAAGCUUUGACUAGGUUGGACACCCUUUUGCUUCGCGAAAAACCUGGGGAUCCGGAGUGGAUUGAUUUGGAUAGAAAAAAUAUUGCUUUAUAUUCGAAUUUGUCGCAAUGUUAUUUAAAUAUUGGAGAUUGUCAUGAAGCAGAGGAGACUUCUACAGAAAUUGUAUUAACUCAUCAUGAAGACAAGCAGUUAGACCAGAAGGAGUUGAAGAACUCAAUUCGGGAAAUGUUCAAUAUGGCUGAUACAAAUAAAGACGGCUUUCUUGAGAAUGCAGAGCUUUUGACAAGAAUACGACAUAAUUUCUUAAAGCAUUUAGAGAAAUCAACGCACGAAGCUAAAGAAUCAUUUCACGUAAUCGAUAAAGAUGCCAGUAAAUUUUUGUCUUGGGGCGAGCUGCUGCCGUUUUUCAAUCAUGAAAAUGAUGAUCUGGGCCAAAUAAUGAAAAAUUUUCAUACUUGCGAUGUUAAUAAUGAUUCCCUACUGGAUCAAUGGGAAUGGCUAAGCUUUUUGCAUCCCGAGCAGGAUCGGCAGGCGCUAUUGUUAAUGACGAAAAAAGUACUAGCCAUUUAUGACAAGAAUGAGGAUGGUAUGGUUUCGCGGAAAGAGUUCAUCAAUUAUUUACCAGGAAAUGUCGAUAAAUCUAACCUCGAGUAUUAUCAAUUGGAAAAUGAGGAAACGAACAGAAGAAGGAACGAUUUCGACAUGGAUGUUGACGUGAAUCAGGAUGGGUUUGCUACGAUUACUGAACUUUUUGCAUAUGUGAAUCCAAGAAAUCCAAAUUUGGCGAAAAAUGAAGUUGCAGAACUAAUUCAACUGGCCGAUGCAAAUAAUGAUAAGCUGUUGACUCUUGAUGAGCUUCUCAAUCGGGAUUGGCUUCUAGCCCGGUCUUCUUUACUAUCGGCGAGACACCGGCUGCAUGAAGAAAUGUAA
This is a messenger RNA of Caenorhabditis bovis, 1569 nucleotides long. NCBI's taxonomy places the organism in Eukaryota, Metazoa, Nematoda, Chromadorea, Rhabditida, Rhabditidae. The record is from the annotation of a GenBank genome assembly.